This is a messenger RNA of Lactuca virosa, 1873 nucleotides long. Lineage: Eukaryota; Viridiplantae; Streptophyta; Magnoliopsida; Asterales; Asteraceae. The record is from the annotation of a GenBank genome assembly.
GAAUAAAACACACACACAGUGGGUUAAUAAAUCCAUAUCAUUUCUUUCCACAGUGCUUACAUAGCUAUUUAGCGAUCUUGCUUUAGAUCUUCUUCAGACCUGAGGCAAGAUCACUUCAUAGUUAUUAAGCGACCUCCGCCGUCCGCUAACUACCACCACCACCUUCGCCACCAUGGCGAUGAUAAAAAAAGAUGUCUCCUUCAAAUUACUCCGAUCUGCUGUCCACCGUGUUAAUGCCGCUUCACCUUCAAGAUGCCAUCAAGCUCAAAGAGCUACAACCAACGCCACCACCACCAUCGUUUCACAAGCCCCACAACAUGUUACCGCCGCUGUCGCCGGAAAAGAUGGUGACAACAUAUUCAACUUUGACGACACGAAAACUUUGUUUGCCUCGGUUCCAACAGGGAAACUGUUGCAUUCUGCGGCGACGUUGAACGUCGCGGCGGUGGAACCCAUGGUGGAUUUGAGUCUCUGGGUUAUGAAUUCAAAGUUGAUGGAUUUUCCAUUGUUUAAAAAAGUUGUGAUGGGGACGAUUAAGUAUACGGCGUAUGAUCAUUUCGUGGCCGGCGGCGAUACGGUUGAAACCGGUAAGACUGUUCGGAGGUUGUGGAAUUCCGGUGUGAGAGGAAUGUUGGAUUAUGGGGUUGAACAUGCGGUUGAUAACGAAUCUUGUGAUAAAGCUGCUCAACACUUGAUCAAAACCGCUGAAUCCACCCAGUCUCUUCCUCCUUCGUCUGUUGGAUUUGUGGCUGUGAAGGUUACAGCACUCUGCCCAGUGUAUCUGCUCAAGAGAUUGAGCGAUCUUCUUCGAUGGGAACACAAGAACUCAUCUUUCAAGCUUCCAUGGAAGCAACAAACUUUACCGAUAUUCUCUGAAACAAGCCCCUUCUACCACACAUUACAACAACCAGCACCAUUGAAUGGUGAAGAAGAAGAUGACCUCGAAUUAGCCCAAAAACGAUUAAUGAGGGUUUGUGAGAAAGCUUUUGAAGGGAACGUUCGCAUUGUAAUCGACGCUGAAGACACUGCAAUUCAGCCUGCAAUUGAUUACUUAACAUACUGGGCUGCGAUUAAAUACAACGAACCACAACGACCGAUGGUUUAUGGCACCAUUCAAGCUUUCAUGAAGGACGCCGGCGAGAGGAUAACGAUGACGAAAAUCGCCGCCGAUAAAAUGAACUUGCCUGCCGGAUUUAAGAUUGUUCGUGGAGCAUACAUGUCGAGUGAAAGAGAGUUGGCUAACUCGUUGGGUGUUGAGUCUCCGAUUCAUGACACCAUUGAAAACACACACGAAUGUUACAAUCGUUGUGCUGCGUUUAUGCUUGAUCAGAUUUCAAAGCGUCCCGGAGGACUCAUUCUCGCCACCCAUAAUCUCAAUUCAGCAAGUUUAGCUGCAAAAAAGGCUCGUGAAUAUGCGAUCGGAAAAGACAGCGGGAAGCUUGAGUUUGCUUCGUUGUAUGGAAUGGCGGAUGCGAUGACUUUUGCGUUGAGGAACGCCGGAUUCCCUGUGAGCAAGUAUUUGCCGUUCGGACCUGUUGAUCAAAUCAUGCCGUAUCUUCUCCGGCGAGCGGAGGAGAACAAAGGGAUGUUGUCUUCCUCGGCUCUUGACAGACAACUGAUGAUGAAGGAAUUGAAGAGGAGGAUGAAAGCUUAUUUCACCGAAAAAGAGACCCAAUACAAAGCUCGCGCAAACUCCAUGGCUAACUGAAGAAGAAUUCGGAUGUUCUUGGAUUGAUGAAGCCUCUUUUGGCUAUAACAACUCACAAAUGUAACUAAGACUGUAUAGUUGAAAAAAAUGUGUAGAGGGUGAAUUUAUUUUAUUUGUUUGCAAUUUCUGUUUGAUGUAUAUUUACAUUUAUUUUGUAUUUGGAGA